AGAAGAAGGAGAAGGAGAAGAAGAAGAAGAAGUGAAUACAGUACUAAUCGUUUGUAAAGUAAACUUUUAUUUUGACACACUUCCGGGUUGAGCUCCGCCGUGUGUUCUCGCGAGAUGUGCAGUGUUCCUGUUUCUCCAGGAGUGUGUGUGAGAGAGUGUGAGUGUGUGUGUGUGUGAGAGUGAGUGUGUGUGUGAGUGUGAGUAAACCAUGGGCCGACUGGAUGGAAAAGUGAUCGUGUUGUCUGCGGCUGCGCAGGGAAUCGGCCGAGCUGCUGCUCUGGCGUUUGCUAAAGAAGGAGCUCAGGUCAUCGCUACAGACGUCAACGCGGAGAAACUGAAGGAGCUGGAUGGAACUCCAGGAAUCAGGACCCGAGUGCUCGAUGUGACUAAGAAGGAGGAAGUGGAGGCUCUGGCUAAAGAGUUGGAGCAAGUGGACGUUCUGUUUAACGUCGCAGGGUUUGUUCAUCAUGGUACGAUCCUGGAUUGUGGCGAGUCGGACUGGGACUUCACCAUGAACCUGAACGUACGCAGCAUGUACCUGAUGAUCAGAUCCUUCCUGCCCAAGAUGUUGGCUCACAAGUCGGGGAACAUCAUAAACAUGUCGUCUGUGGCCUCGAGCAUGAAAGGUGUAGUGAACAGGUGUGUGUACAGCACGUCGAAAGCGGCAGUGAUCGGUCUCACCAAGUCUGUAGCUGCAGAUUUCCUCCAGCAGGGGAUUCGCUGUAACUGCAUCUGUCCUGGAACCGUAGACACUCCGUCACUCCGAGAGCGAAUCCAGGCCAGACCUGAUCCUGAGCAGGCGUUUAAGGACUUCAUGGCGAGGCAGAGGAUUGGUCGGAUGUGCACCGCAGAGGAAGUUGCUCACCUGUGCGUUUAUCUCGCCUCCGAUGAGUCGGGGUUCGUGACCGGAACCGAACACGUCAUCGACGGAGGAUGGAGUCUGUGAUUAUUGUGAAGGACACGUACUGUGAAUCGCAUCAUGGAAGGAAAAAAUAAAUAAAUAUAGUGUCGAAAACAUUUAAUGCCAUUUCAUGAUUUGAAACUCGGCAUGUUGGAUUUUGAUUUACUGAUUAAUGACAUUUUUUAAUGAAAUAAAAGUCAGAAGAAAGUAA
Silurus meridionalis is the source of this 1112-nucleotide messenger RNA. RefSeq names its product 3-hydroxybutyrate dehydrogenase, type 2 (gene bdh2). Gene Ontology annotation, biological process: siderophore biosynthetic process. The record is from RefSeq and is a predicted model, not a curated record. Gene Ontology annotation, molecular function: 3-hydroxybutyrate dehydrogenase activity. Gene Ontology annotation, cellular component: cytoplasm. Lineage: Eukaryota; Metazoa; Chordata; Actinopteri; Siluriformes; Siluridae. The coding region runs from base 209 to 946 and encodes 245 amino acids. The transcript is spliced from 10 exons.